This is a messenger RNA of Lolium rigidum, 1043 nucleotides long. RefSeq names its product basic leucine zipper 43-like. The record is from RefSeq and is a predicted model, not a curated record. NCBI's taxonomy places the organism in Eukaryota, Viridiplantae, Streptophyta, Magnoliopsida, Poales, Poaceae. The coding region runs from base 100 to 738 and encodes 212 amino acids. Gene Ontology annotation, molecular function: DNA-binding transcription factor activity. Gene Ontology annotation, biological process: regulation of DNA-templated transcription. The transcript has a single exon.
ACAAACAAGAUCAAUCACAUAGCUACAUCGCAGCUAUAAACUAGCGCUACUACACUUGAAGCUAGCAUAAGCAAAGAAGAGAAAAGAAGAAACAAGAUCAUGUACCACCAUAACCAUGGUGAGGUGGCCAGCCUUCACUUCCUCCCGCCUCCAAAUCGUCCCCCCUCCUUCGCCGCUCACCACCACAUAAACAUGGCCCUGCCGCCUCAGGCCUACUUCCCUCCCUCCUUUGAUCCUACUGCUCUACUCGCCGGAGACGAUGCGUCUCCUGGCUUUGAACUUGACACUAUCCUACAAGAAGCGGCUCACCUUGCCAGCGGCAAUGGCUCACCCAGCUCGGGCUCCGACGCCGGAGGCGUCAACUACUUCCAGGUGGGCGUUGCUGGCGAUGGCGUUUGCGUUGGAGCUGCCGAGGAGGAGAGGAGGCGACGGCGUAUGGUCUCGAACCGGGAGUCGGCGCGACGGUCGCGCAUGCGCAAGCAGCGGCAGCUGAGCGAGCUGAGGGCGCAGGCCGCGCACCUCCGUGGCGCCAACCGCCGCCUCCUCGACGAGCUCAACGGCGCAUUGAGGCACUGCGCCGACGCCCGCCGCGAGAGCGCCCAUCUCAGGGACGAGAAGGCCGAGUUGACCAAGAAGCUCGAGCAGCUGUCGCACCAAUCGGCGCCGGAAAAGAAAGCCGCCUCGAGCAAUCAUAGUAGCUGUUCCUCGGAGGAGACAGAAGGAGAAGAAAGCAUGUAAGAUUUUAAUCAAGCCUGGAUCGGAAACUACGGAAGAGGAGAAAGCCUCUAGUGUGGGUUCUCCCGGGAAGAAGGUGAGGUGGACUAGCUAUGGUGCUGCACCCGGUGCGCGGGUGACGAAGAAGAAGGCACACUGCCGAGUUCCUGAAUCACUUUUUAUCUGAACCUUCCUCAAUCAGUUUUCUUCACAAGACGUUUUCCGUCUUUGUAAAACGUAUAACUAACUAGCUCGUCGCUUGUUCGGAUGCUUGAGCUAUGCGUCCUUCUGAUCCUUCAAAAGAUAUGCGCUAUUUUGCUCUUUUUUGG